AUGUUUUCAUGGCUUCCCUUCAGCUGUGUCCUGCUACUGCUGCAACCACUACCUGCAAGGUCCUUGGAAAAUGCUUACACAGCUGAGGUCGGGAAGAAUGCCUAUCUGCCCUGCAGAUACGCUGUACCUGCCUCUGGGACACUCGUGCCUACCUGCUGGGGCAAGGGAUCCUGUCCUUUGUCACAGUGUGCCAGUAUGGUGCUCAGAACGGAUAAAGUGAAUGUGACAUAUCGGAAAUCCAGCAGAUACCAGCUAAAGGGGAAUUUCUAUGAAGGAGACAUGUCGCUGACCAUAGAGAAUGUGACUCUAGCUGACUCUGGGACCUACUGCUGCAGGAUACAAUUCCCUGGCCCAAUGAAUGAUGCAAAAUUAGAGCUGAAAUUAAGCAUCACUGAACCAGCCAAAGUCAUCCCAGCUGGGACUGCUCAUGGGGAUUCUACAACAGCUUCUCCAAGAACCCUAACCACUGAGGGAAGUGGCUCAGAGACGCAGACCCUGGUGACCCUCCAUGAUAACAAUGGAACAAAAAUUUCCACAUGGACCGAUGAAAUUAAGGACUCUGGAGAAACUAUCAGAACUGCUGUCCACAUUGGAGUAGGCGUCUCUGCUGGGCUGGCCCUGGCACUUAUCCUUGGUGUUUUAAUCCUUAAAUGGUAUUCCUCUAAGAAAAAGAAGUUGCAGGAUUUGAGCCUUAUUACACUGGCCAACUCCCCACCAGGAGGGUUGGUGAAUGCAGGAGCAGGCAGGAUUCGGUCUGAGGAAAACAUCUACACCAUAGAGGAGAACAUAUAUGAAAUGGAGAAUUCAAAUGAGUACUACUGCUAUGUCAGCAGCCAGCAGCCAUCCUGACCGCCUCUGGGCUCCCGACUUUAAAGGCUCCCUUUCAUUUCUGACUUUGGUACUUUCCUUUUCGAAAACUAUGAGAUAAGUCACCUGGCAACCUCGUUGGAGGUUCUGUCCACAGCCACCAAGAAAAGAGUUCCUGUUUUCUGGGGAUAACGAACUCACACGGAGAUUCGCCUGUAACCUAUGCUACAUUGAAAUGCACCACUUUACCUGAGUGUCAGGGACAGGAUCUCCCAACCCAGAGACUGCACUCAUGGAUGUUGAAGCUCACAUGUGCUUCCUUACAUUAGGAAUGGCUAGUAUGAUAUCUCUGAGACAUUAAGGUUUGUGGUAUGUCCGCAAAGCUCCUGAACAGGUAGAGGGAAUAAAGGGCUAAGAUCGGUAGGUGCAGGUCUUUGUUGGUGCUCGAAAUCUAAAAAAGCUGGUGGUUUUCCUAGAGAUUUCUAACCUUGAAAGAUUCAGAGCCGGGUGGCAUAUGCUUAACAUUCCAUAACUUGGGAACCUCAGGCAGGAGGGUGGUGAGUUCAAGGUCAGCCGGGGCUGUGUUGGUGAGACUUUGUCUCAAAAACAAAAGAAGAAAAUAAACACACAGACACUGGAGACUGGAGAUAUGGCUCAGUGAGGUGCUUGUUAUAAAGCAUGAGGAACCUGAGUUUGGUCCCAGACCUGACAUAAAAAAGCUAGGCAUGGUAGUGCAUGCUUGUGAACUCCAGAGAUAGGGAGGUAAAGGCAAAACAGAUCCCUGGGGCAUGGUUGACGCCACCUUAGCCUAGAUGGUGAGUUGCAAGUCCGUGAGAGUCCCUGUCUCAUAAUAAGAUGGACCGUGUUCUUGGGGAACGUCAAUGGCGACUGUCCUGGGCUCUCAGCAGACAUGCGCAUGUACCUUACACAUGCGCAUGCGCACGCACAUGCGCACGCGCACAUGAGGUUACACGCAAACGAUUAAAAGAAAGGAAGGAUCAGAACAGGGCUAAAGGAUAGUGAAAGUUCUCUGUGUGCCUUCUGCCUCUCUAUAAUGUUUAUCUCUACAUGACUCUCCUCUGCCUCUGUUAAGACUGCCUCUGAACGGGAGCACUGAAAUGCAGACCUGUAACUAAUUCCAGCACCCAGAAGGUUGAAGCAGGAGCAUGGAGAGGUCAGGAGCAUGGUGUCCUACACUGCCAGACUCUUUUACACAAGAAAAACGUUGCCCAUAAGUGGCCUGCUGACUGCAAAAGGAAACUUUUUACGAAAGCUGCACCUUGCCUGCUGUGUGCUCAAAGGGAACUGACUCAGACAACUUCUCCAUUUCUGGAGGAAACUGGAGCCGUGUUUCUGACAGAAGAAGAACCGGUGACUGGGACACACGAAGGCAGACCUCUUGCAGCAAUCUAUAUAGUCAGCAAAAGAUCCUUUUGGUAGGACAGUGGUCACCAAACUUAAUUUCCAAGCUGGUGGAGCUCAGUUUCAUCUGGCUUACAACUGCUUGGCCAAGUGCCUUGGUCUGUGUUGGUUCUCCUAUAUAACAGAGUCAAUUAAAUAGACCCAGAGUGAAAAUA
Molecule: messenger RNA, 2384 nt
Organism: Rattus rattus (black rat)
Lineage: Eukaryota; Metazoa; Chordata; Mammalia; Rodentia; Muridae
Gene: Havcr2
Product: hepatitis A virus cellular receptor 2
Exons: 7
Coding region: 1-849 (282 amino acids)
Source: RefSeq, a predicted model, not a curated record